GCAGCACUAAUUUGAACUGUCAAUUGAAGAAACAUAACCAAACAUUUUGCAAACAUUCUGUUCAAACAUAACCUAAUCCAUAUUGAAUUAUUUGUUUCGUAUAAAAUAAUGUUUUAUUUAAUUGGUCUGGGCUUAGGUGAUGCAAAAGACAUUACUGUAAAAGGAUUGGAAAUCGUAAAGAAUUGUGACAAAGUAUAUUUAGAGGCAUAUACUUCCAUCCUUACAGUUGGGAAAGAAACUUUGGAGGAGUUUUAUGGAAGACCCUUAAUACUAGCAGACCGUGAAUUAUGUGAAUCAAGUAUAGACAAUGUUCUUGAAGAAGCUAGAGAAAAACACAUUGCAUUAUUAGUUGUUGGGGAUCCAUUAGGAGCCACAACACAUACAGACAUGCUAUUACGAGCUAAAGAGUUUGGUGUCAGUACUCAGAUUGUGCACAAUGCUUCUAUAAUGAAUGCAGUGAGCUGUUGUGGUUUACAACUGUAUAAUUUUGGAGAAACAGUGUCAAUACCUUACUGGACCGACACAUGGAAACCAGACAGUUUCUUUGAAAAAAUAGUUGCUAAUUUCGCCAGAAAUUUGCAUACACUAUGUUUAUUGGAUAUAAAGGUAAAAGAACCAACAGAGGAGUCAUUGACCAAAAAAGUUCGCCAAUACAUGGAUCCAAAAUUUAUGUCAGUGAAGGAAGCAGCACAACAGUUAAUCCACAUAAUUGAAAAUCAUCCAGAAUCAGAAAUAAAUAAGUCUACAACAGCAGUGGGAUUAUGUAGAGUCGGGGCCCCCGAUCAAAAGAUCGCAGUUAGUUCCAUUGAAGCAAUGCAACAGUGUGACCUCGGGCCGCCGCUACACAGUCUUGUCAUCCCUGCUCCCAAUCUACAUCCGCUCGAACUAGACUAUCUCGCACAGUUUAGAUAGCCGCCACUUAACUGUGUGCAAUGUGCAUAUACGCAAUAUUUUGUUAUAUUUUACUAUGAUACAAAAUAAACAGCCAUUAGAGUAUAAUUAA
Molecule: messenger RNA, 1003 nt
Organism: Manduca sexta (tobacco hornworm)
Lineage: Eukaryota; Metazoa; Arthropoda; Insecta; Lepidoptera; Sphingidae
Gene: Dph5
Product: diphthine methyl ester synthase
Exons: 5
Coding region: 109-912 (267 amino acids)
Biological process (GO): protein histidyl modification to diphthamide
Molecular function (GO): diphthine synthase activity
Source: RefSeq, a predicted model, not a curated record